Aspergillus luchuensis is the source of this 1557-nucleotide messenger RNA. RefSeq lists its product as uncharacterized. The transcript is spliced from 10 exons. The record is from RefSeq and is a predicted model, not a curated record. Gene Ontology annotation, biological process: carbohydrate catabolic process. Gene Ontology annotation, molecular function: calcium ion binding; alpha-amylase activity. Lineage: Eukaryota; Fungi; Ascomycota; Eurotiomycetes; Eurotiales; Aspergillaceae. The coding region runs from base 1 to 1557 and encodes 518 amino acids.
AUGCAGCACAGGGGAACUACUGCGGAGGUUCUUUUCAGGGCAUCAUCAACAAGCUGGACUACAUCCACGAUCUCGGCUUCGAUGCGUCUCCAGAUAUGGAUCUCUCCAGCGCAAACCCAGAUUUCCGCCCGAACAGCAGAUCUCUCAGCAUACCAUGGAUAUUGGCCCAAUGACCUGUAUUCCAUCAACUCCCACUUCGGCACUCCUAAGGAGCUUCAAGCCUUGUCCUCUGCCUUGCACAAUCGUGGAAUGUACUUGAUGCUUGACAUCGUGGUUGGUGAUAUGGCCUGGGCGGGAAAUUCUAGCACCGUCGAUUACAGCACUUUCAAUCCUUUCGAUGAUGAAAAGUACUUCCACGACUUCAAACUCCUCUCCAGUGAUCCCACAAAUGAGACAUGUGUCCUGGAUUGCUGGAUGGGAGACACCGUCGUAUCGCUUCCCGAUCUGCGAAAUGAGGACGAUCAGGUUCAGAAUAUUCUGGGCUCCUGGAUAUCAGGGUUGGUCUCGAAUUAUUCGAUUGACGGACUGCGUAUCGACAGCGUCCUAAACAUCGCCCCCGACUUCUUCUCCAACUUCACCAAAUCAUCGGGGGUUUUCACUAUCGGUGAAGGUGCUACGGCCGAUGCAGCUGAUGUUUGCCCUCUGCAGCCAAGCUUGAAUGGGCUAUUAAACUAUCCAUUGUACUACAUUCUCACCAACGCCUUCAACACAACCAACGGGAACCUGAGCACUAUUACCGAGUCUAUCAGCUAUACCAAGGGGCAGUGUGAGGAUGUCCUGGCUCUGGGGACGUUUACUGCUAACCAGGAUGUUCCGCGCUUCGGUUCAUACACGUCGGAUAUAUCGCUGGCGCGCAAUAUUCUGACCAGCAGUAUGCUGGCGGACGGCAUCCCCAUCCUCUAUUACGGCGAGGAACAACAUCUGACUGGAUCCUACAAUCCAGUCAACCGCGAGGCUCUCUGGCUGACCAACUACUCGAUGCAUUCGACUUCCCUCCCCGCCCUCGUCAAAUCACUGAACCGCCUUCGAUCAUACGCUAGCGGAGAUGGUGAGCAGUACACGCAAAAUUCGCAAUCUGGUAGCGAUUACCUCUCGUACCUGUCAGCUCCCAUUUACAAUUCUACCCACAUUCUGGCUACGCGCAAGGGGUUUGCAGGCAAUCAGGUCGUGAGCGUCGUAUCCAAUCUGGGAGCCAAGCCAGCCAGCAAAGCCGCCACGAAAAUUACAUUGGGCUCAGACGAGACCGGAUUUCAAUCCAAACAAAAUGUGACCGAAAUCUUAUCUUGCAAGACCUAUGUCACGGACUCCAGCGGGAAUCUGGCAGUGGAUCUGAGCUCGGACGGGGGUCCGCGCGUGUACUAUCCCACAGACAGCCUGAAGGACAGCACCGAUAUCUGUGAUGAUCAGACUAAAUCGGCGACCCCGAGUAGCUCCGCAGCCUCAUCCGUCAGCCCAAACCAAUCCAAGGGGUCUGAGACUUGUUUGUUUGGGGUGCCGCUGGGGAUAAGCACAUUGGUGGUCACCGUUGCGAUGGCCACGUCCUACGCGUUCAUCUAG